ACGCAUGUGCUUUUUUAUCGUCGAUUCUGCUUAUUUUUUCGUUGUUUGUUGUUGCGCUCACUCGCUCGCUCCUUCGUUCGCGGCCCUGUGACUGCUACUACUGCUGCUGCUGCUCCUCUUCGUGUUAGCGUUACACAGGCAUUUGACGGCGACGGCUACUGCGAUAGAUACCAGCCAGCAUCGUUUGAUGUGUGCUUUUCCGUUGUUCGCGGGGACGGUGGGGACAUGCACGUGCAAUGCCGUGGGACGUUAGAGAGAGAACGAGACUCACACACGCAGAUGUCACCGUUGGAGUUGGGGGAGUGAAAGAGCUAGAAUGAUCCUCCCCUCCCGUAUACACCACCAUGAGAUAACCAGGACCACCAACCCCGAAAACUGACGAUUGACUCGGCCGGGUGGACACCUUUUUUUUGGCGGAACCUAACGAAGAAAAAAAAAGGUGCAAAAAUCAACUUUGCUCACCUCUUCGUGCCGCCACGGCGCCCCAACAGCGGACAAUUCCUGGCUGCUAUCUAUUUGAUUUUUAUAACUUUAUUAAUUAGUGUUGUUCGAGUCGAACGAUGAUAGAUUGACAACACAGCGCUGCUCUCGGCUCCCCAAGAAGCUUGCCUGCAGCGACCAGGCCACGCCAGCGAUCGCGCUACAGUAUAGUUCUGCUCCGUGCUGCGAUAGUUGAUGCCGGUAUCCGGUUCGUGAUAGCGUGCUCCCCAUCAGAGUGUAGUGUUUGCCGGUCGUCGUGACCGUUGUGUGCGGAAGUUAUCCUGCUGCUCGGACGGUACACCAUCCUUGUUUUUGGCGUUGGAAUGAAUUCACCUCGCGGAACGGUCGUUGCGUAGCUGAUGAACUCUUGCUCCUGUCUGUCUGUCUGUCUGCAGUCGUGGCUCCUGUUGCUUACUUUGGGGAGGGUGGUUGCGCGUUAAUGAGAAACUACUCCACCCACCUUCUACGCUAUCACCACCGACUGGCUAACUGACCGACGACGACGACGACGGAAAUCCAGAACGGUCAGCGUGAAUCAACCUGACCCGGCGGUUCGCGACGGGAAACGCGCGUGUGUGUAUGAUACAAUCCAUCCCCCGGUAGUGAUACAGCCGGAUGAAUUGGCGAUACUAUUCAUAGGUGACCAACAAUCAAUUAGCCAGUCAAGGAAGUGUUUGGUGAUGUGUUAAAGAGAUUCGGAGUUUUUUUUGUGCUUCGGCGAAGAAAGGAAAUUUGAUUUUGCCUGACAAGUUGUGACAGUGGGAUCGAUAGAAGAUUGUGUUGUUUAUAAUGUGAUUGCGACAAUGAUGCAAUAAUAACAUAAGAAAAAAAACAAAUGGAAAAGAAAACGUUGUUCCCAGUUUGCAUUGGAAAAUAACGAGUGCUUGAAAACGAAGGAAAUAAAACUGCGACUACGACGAGUGGUGAAUUGCCGUCGGCAUUGUGUGGAAAUUGUUCGCGCCUGCUUGGAUAUGUGUGUUGCUUGCUGUUUUCAAAUUGUAACAAACUCAAAUAAAUCCGGAUAUUUGCAAUGAAUUACGUGAUGUUUGCAAAUCAUCCCCUAGUUGAAUAACUCUCUCGAUUUCUCGAACCCGGUUCGCGCAAACAAUUACUAAAUGCUUGCCUAACCUGACCAAACGAACCGGACCGGCGACCCAACCCCACCCAAACAUCAGCAACCCAGUUGAUUAUGCCGCUUUUGGUCGCCCAGGGGAGUGCGCACGGAGUGGUAUUAGACCACCAGUUCAAUCAGUACUUUUAUCAGCAACCGUAUCAACAGCAGCCGUCAAAGUCCAGAAAGCCGCCAACGUCAGGCCGCGUCCAAUUUACCAAAAUAGAAUCACUACCAGCGGCACCGACUAAGCCGCCGGGAGGAGCAGCAUCAAUUUCACCCAUCGUCAUCGUGGAUCAGCAGGCGCUGGAUUUCACCAUGUCCAAAUUCAAAGCCAACUCCGCUGUCCGGCAUCCGCUGUAUCGGCAAUUUUACGCCAGUGGCGGGGGCGGCGACGGAGGUGGCACCGCCGCUGCAGCAGAUGAAUCACCGCCCUAUGAAAAACCGGAGGAACAAGAUAACAGCGAUAGUGAAAUUCGAGAUAAAACUUACGGCAAAAUAUGGUUAAGCAACGAGGCACAAUGGCACCAUCCAGUAACGCUGCCUCCCGGGCAGCCAACCCAGUCACUCUUUCCGCCCAAUAUGAUACCAGGUGGGAUGAGCAUGCAACCAAUGAAUCCAUCGCCGGCUACUUCGAUCUCACAGCAUGCAAUUCCCAACAGCCUGCUAUCCAUCCGAGAGAUGAUGCUCCAGAAUCCUAGCCUCGGAUUGCUAAAUGAAAGUAAUUUGUUACUGAAGAGAAGCAUGCUGGAAAGCAUGCCAGCAUAUUCCCUUGGCCCGAGCCCGUUGGGAAUGCCUUUGACCACUAGUCCCCAAAUCGCCACUUCCCCAUCGUCCACAAUGACUGCCUUUAGCCCGCUGAUGCAUUCGAUCAAAACGGAGAAGGACGAACUUGACUGCGAAAUGAAGCUGCACGAACGAAGCUCAAGACAAAAUCAAACCACACGAUCACCACCACCUCAUUUCACACAUCACCCAGCCCAUCAUCAUCAACAUCAGCAGCAGCAGCAUCAUCAUCACCAUCAUCAACAUCACCAUCCCCACCACCAUCAGCAUCACCAUCAAAGACUAACCGGCCAUGUUCCACUAUCCCUUCAUCACCAUCACCGUUCAUCGCCGGCCCCUUCGUCCUCCUCCUCUUCGGUGACAUCCAUGAUGCUGUCAAUCCCGACUACAAGCAGCCCAUCUUCGGUGGCAGCAGCAACAGUGUCAUCCCACCAGCAACAUCAAAGACAUCAAAGAGACUCCGAAGAACGUGAAUUGAAUUUCAAUGCAUUGCCGCCGCCGCUGCCGCCAUCGCAGCAAGCGUUGCAUUCUCAACCGUCAUCAGUGACGAAUACCGGCAUCAGUUCCCAGCUUAAACUCGAACAGCCUGAUGAACUUGAGCCACUAGCGAAUCAUCAUUUCAGACAUCAUCAUCAUCAUCAUCCUCAUCAUCGACCGUCACCGGAUCCGACAUCCGGACGUGGCCACUCCACCAUUGAUGACGACAACGACGAGGACGACGAUGACGACGAAGACGACGUCGACAACGACGAUGAUGACGAGGACGGUAUCGAUGACGGUGAAGGUGGUGGUCAGCAAGGCAACGACAUGGAUCACUUGGGCUGCUUGGAUGAUGAUGCUGCCAAUGCUGCUGCUGCUCAGAUUACUGCAAGGCCGACAAUCGUAGCAAGCCGACAGUCGCCCAUCGGCGAACGAAAAGAGGUGCUGAAUUUGGGCCGGAUCAAGUCAUCGUCACCUGACAUUAGCCGCCUCUCGAAGUCGCCGUCCCCGCCUCCAUCCCAUGGUGAUGUGUACAGUGAUCGUGAUGAUGGAAGUGAUCGUGAACAAGCCAUCAGUCCAAUACCGAUGGAGCGGCCGGAACGAGUUACUCCUCUCAACCUGAUCACAGACGCCUCCCGACGUACACCUUCACCACCCCUUCAAACGCCAGGCAAUGCCCCAAGCAACAAUAAUAUCGGAGUCGCUCUGGCAGCUCUUCAGAACCAGCUUCCGCUGGGUUCUCUGUUCCUGCAGAAUCAGCUGGGACUUGGAACGCUCGGUGGUCUGUCCAGUCAGGAAUUGAACGUCCUUCAGCAGGCUCUUCAAGCUCAGCAAGCUUCGUUCCAGCAACAACUGCAAAAUUACAUGCUCCUGCAAGCUCAGGGAACUCCCGGUGGAAAUGGUAACGCAACCGCCCAAGCCACGGCUCAAGCAGCAGCACAGUUUCUCAUGCAGAAUCAGCUGAACCCUAGCUAUCCCACUCCACCUCAGUCCAUUACUAACAGUUCUUGUGUCACGACUGCUAAUACUAACAACACGCAUCCUCCCGUUAUCACAACCAGUGCUACCACUAACCUUAAACUACCGCACGAUGGAGCACGAUCGCUGCAGGUCCAACAAGCAGUGGCCCAACUGCAGGCCCUUCAGCAGAAGCAACAUCAGCUUAAAACCAGCUCCACUCCUACCCCAGCCAAUCUCUCCGGAACGUCUCCGCUGCACAGCCCAGCCGGCAGUCCUGGUCUACAUCAUCACCAUGCAACCUCCCACACCAACCUGCUCGGAUCUAGCCAAACGACCCCACCGAACAUCAAUCAGAUGAACGUCGGUGGCAUCCUAACACCCUCCACUCCCAGCUCCGGAACGCACACCCCACAGAUGCAGAAGCACCAUGCGGCCGCCCCUCGUGCCCUAGAACCGUCGCCCGAGGAAACGACCGAUCUGGAAGAGUUGGAGCAAUUUGCCAAAACUUUCAAACAGCGGCGGAUAAAGCUCGGCUUUACCCAGGGUGACGUGGGUCUGGCGAUGGGUAAACUGUACGGCAAUGAUUUCUCCCAAACGACGAUCUCCCGAUUCGAAGCGCUGAAUUUGAGCUUCAAGAACAUGUGCAAGCUGAAACCGCUACUGCAGAAGUGGCUCGAGGAUGCCGACAGUAGCAUCUCCAAUCCGGCCGGUCGCAUGUUCAGCCCGAGCACCCUGACCAACACGGCCACCACACCGGAGAUCGUGGGACGCCGGCGCAAGAAGCGCACUUCGAUCGAAACCUCCGUCCGGGUGGCCCUGGAGAAAGCCUUUCUCGUCAACAGCAAACCGACCAGCGAAGAAAUCACCAACCUAGCUGACAACCUGUGCAUGGAGAAGGAAGUGGUGCGGGUAUGGUUCUGCAACCGGCGCCAGAAGGAGAAACGGAUAAACCCCCCGAACGGUAUGGAAAGUCCCACCCACUCGUCCGGUAGCAGUGAAAUGUUCCAACUACCCACGAUGUCAUCGACGUCCUCCUCCAUAUCCGGCACCCUCGGUGCCAUGCAGAAUCCUCUCUAUCAGCCCCACCAUCCGCUGUCAGCUGCCAGCAGCAACCAGGGCAUGCCGGGAAUCAAGCAGGAAUGACUAAUAAACGGGGGCAGCGGUACAACGUUGUCCUUCGCGAGUGAUGAACCUGCUCUCGGUGGCUCCUCGCCAGCACAUCAGCAUCCGUUUCUGAUGUAAGCAGUUCCAACCGUCCCAUACCUUGAAUCCUUUCUCUGUCUCUCUCAAACCCCUAUUGUAUGUCCACAAGCACAUAUCAACCAUCAUCGAACCCUGGAGAGUUCCGGUUAACAGUCAUCUGGCAGUGCGCUUCUGAGAAGUUGCUAGCAGUACCCCCGCCCUCCCGUGAAAAAAAAAUCACAUCAAAUCUUAAUUUAUUGACUCAACUGAGCAAGGAUAUUUACAUGGAUGUGUUCUGUAAAGCAAACAAAUCAAGCGACGAGAGCGAAUAACUUUAAUUAAAUCAAUAUUAGGUGUCGUGCGUUGUAGGUCAUCGACGUCGUGUGUAAAAAGAUGUGCAUCCCUAGAGAAGCAAUCGAAGAAAAACUUUUUUAUAGGAGUUAGGAAAAGAAGACACGAGAGCCACAAUAUCAUUCCAAAAGAAGCUUUAAGCAUUAUUAUUUCUUCUAACAUUCCUGCUACACCUUCCCCCACUUGAAGAGGAGAAGUUGUUGCAUAAAGCGAAGAACUACGUCGCGUUUGUAAAUGCAUGAAGACCGACGAAUGCUCGUUUAAAAGUUUUUUUUUGUUACUACUCAAGAAGCAAAACUUUGCAAGGACCAUUGCCACUUCUUCGCUUUAUGGAACAAGAUCUGUACAUAAUUCCAAAACUGUAAAUUGAGUUAAUGUAAAACAUUAGUUGUACUUUUUGUUUCGCUCCUUUUGUCUGUCCAUGUGUUCCAACUUGACGUCGCUGGGUAUUAUGUUUGGAAAAUUCCUAACAAUCCCAACUAUGGCCUGAUAUAUUUUUGUGCAAUUCGCAUACCGGUGUUCUCAUUAAAACAUACGCUAUUCCUAUCCAAUCGGUUUAUGCCUGUAUGAAGCGUAGUUUUAGUUAAAAUUACUACUUAGUCUUAUUAGAAAGCACCAAGCAUGAAAUCCACGUUUUUCGUUUUUGUUUUUGGAAUUUUCACACACACACACACCCUUUUUCGAGUAUCAUAAAAAAUUGACACGACAAGAAACAAAUAUGUAUACUAAAAACAAACCAUGUACUAUUUAAAAUUAUAACUGAAAAGUAAACAAAGAAUACGUUUAGACAAACAAAACCAAUGUGUAGUAAAGUGUAAAAUUUCCAUCUUUUCGGACAUGUUCCUACAACAAUCUGUGGAAACUACGGUGAUCGAAAAUCACAUUCUGUAAAAAAAUGUAGUUAAAAUCUUGCAAAACAACUCUAAAACAAAAUUAAAAGUAAGGCGUAAAAAUAUAUCCAAAGAAACAGAAAACCUACAAAUAGUAAUUUUUAAGGAGAGAGCAACUGAACGUAACUAAUUUCCACUUAUCAACACCCACUCACACACACACCUAAAAUACAAAAUAACAAGAGGCUUCAAAUUUCACUCUUUUCUACAACUAACUCUGCAGUAGGAACCAAUAGUAACAAAACAAACGUUAAAAAGAGAGAGAGACGAGAGCGACGCUCUCUGCGCAGCCAUGCUCUCCCAGUCUUCCAGCCAAUAAUAAGACAGAAUAGAACAAACUCGUAAAAAAAACGAUACAAAACAGCAAGCAUAGAUAUUGUUUAUUAUUAUUAGUAAUAGCAGUAAUAGUAGUAGUAGUAGACCCUAUUAUAGUUCAGAACGGAUUAAAGUUCCUAUUCAUUGUAUGCAUUGGUCACAUCCACAGCGUGUGCGGUUAGCAAUUUUCAGCUCUCCGGAGUUCUCUCGCAGGACAUUGACGAGUUAUAGUUGAGAGGCGAAUUGUUAGAGAUAUUUUUUUUGUUAGAUUUGCUUCUUCCCAAAAUUUUCUGCAAUAACACGAAACCGAGCGCGCGGAGGAAAGAAGUCAUUUCAGUUAUUUCCCCCGGUGCGGUUGGAAUGAAAAAGAAAUUGUUUGAACAAACUGGUGGAAAUUAUGAGAAACAAUGCACGAACAAGUUGAACGUGAAGUGAACUAGUUUUUGUCUACAUAUAUAUUUUUCUAUUGUAUGGUUCGCGAUACUAUAAAUAAAUCAAUUCAAUGGUGUGUACAUAAGUGACGAAAUGGGAAAAGAACAAAAAAUCAGCUAUAAAUAAAAUCCUAGAUGAAUAUGAGUAAAUAA
Molecule: messenger RNA, 7139 nt
Organism: Topomyia yanbarensis
Lineage: Eukaryota; Metazoa; Arthropoda; Insecta; Diptera; Culicidae
Exons: 10
Coding region: 1670-4960 (1096 amino acids)
Biological process (GO): regulation of transcription by RNA polymerase II
Molecular function (GO): RNA polymerase II cis-regulatory region sequence-specific DNA binding; DNA-binding transcription factor activity, RNA polymerase II-specific
Source: RefSeq, a predicted model, not a curated record